Messenger RNA from Castor canadensis (American beaver), 1821 nucleotides. It is a transcript of the gene Garin3, whose product is annotated as golgi associated RAB2 interactor family member 3. The record is from RefSeq and is a predicted model, not a curated record. NCBI's taxonomy places the organism in Eukaryota, Metazoa, Chordata, Mammalia, Rodentia, Castoridae. Gene Ontology annotation, cellular component: nucleus.
AUGUCUGGAAUAGAGAGACCCAUGAGCAGUGAGAGCGUGUUACCGUAUUACACAGCCCACAGCUACCGCUCCACGGGUGUGUUCAAUACUUCCAUGGGGGACCUGCAGCGACAACUGUACAAGGGAGGAGAGUAUGACAUUUUCAAGUAUGCACCCAUGUUUGAGAGCGACUUCAUCCAGAUUAGCAAAAAAGGAGCGGUGAUUGAUGUUCACAACCGUGUCCGGAUGGUGACUGUGUGCAUCGCAUCCACCAGCCCCAUCCUCCCGUUACCUGACGUCAUGCUGCUGGCCCGACCAGCCAAAAUCUGUGAAGAGCAUGCCAGACGUGGCCGGCUCAUCAAGGGAAGAGGUUGUAGGGCCGGAAAGGCUCUGGAGCUCACGAGGCUGCUUCCCUUGAAAUUUGUCAAGAUCUCCAUCCAUGACCGUGAGAAACAACAGCUGCGUCUGAAGCUUGCCACCGGUCGAACGUUUUAUCUGCAGCUGUGUCCCUCGUCAGAUGCCCGGGAAGACCUUUUCUCCUACUGGGAAAAGCUUGUCUAUCUCCUGAGGCCCCCAUCAGAGAACAGCAGCAGUGUCCCAACACUCCAGACGGGGGGUGCAACCACCCCCAAGGACAAGAGCUCAGUGGCCUCAGACAUCCUUGGAGAAGGUGAUCAAGAUUCUGGGACUCAAAAGCUUCCUGAGGUGUCUAGAGCCACCUCUUCUGCCUAUGCUGGGGGCGAGGGAAUCCUGAGUUCUGCCACAACCUCUAUUGCCAUCAACUCUCCAGGAUCUGCUGACGGAGGAGCACCAGGGACAGCAGGAAGCUUGACCGUUGCAGGGGCAACAUCGGACUCUGCAGCAACUUUUGCGAUAGCAGGGUCAUCUGCAAACUCUGGCUCAGGUGCUCUAGGCAUAGCAGCAACCAAGUCCCAGGAGUCAGGCCAGGUGAGCAUAGCCCUGGCAGGAGCAGUCACCAAGGACCCAGGAGGCAGUAGCUCCAGCAAGAUCGUAGCUGCUGCCGGCAACGUAUCCUCAGAGGGAAUUAAGCUGGCGCUUGUGGGCACCUCAUCAGUGGGCACGUCCAUCGGAGAGGGCACCAGCAUGUCUGCAGACAGCAGCGUGAGCAUGGUGUUGGCAGGCACUAUGACAAGCAAAGGACCUACUGCAGAAAAGGCUGAAGAAGCAGUGCUGGCACCCCUGGUGUCAACCUUGCAGAGCGAAGGCUACAUGUGCGAGCGAGAUGGAAGCCAGAAGGUGUCCCAGAGUGCUGAAAGCAAGAAGGCAAAAAGGGAAAGAAGAGAAAAAAAGAAUAAACAUUCUAGCAGGAAAAGUUCCCGUCACCACAGGACAGGUGAAAGCCACCGCAGGACAGGUGAAAGCCACCACAGGACAAGCAAGGACAAGAACAGGAAAUCAUCCUCCCACCGGUCCACAUCGGGCCAUGGAAGCACAAGAGAGGACAAGAAAGAGAAAGGGCAUGGCAGCUCAAGGAGCAGGAGGCAUGGUUCCUCCCACAAAAGCUCAAGCCGCAGCUCCACCACCAAGGAGUCCAGAAAGGCUCAGAGAGCCAGGAAGAGCCGAUCUGCAGGUGGCUCAGGCACUGUCAGCAAGAAAUCCAGCAAAAUCAGCUCUUUUCUGAAGAGCCUCAUAGCCAUGCCUAGUUCAAAAACAGUGACCUCACACAACCACGAGAUAGACAUCAUGUCGAAGAAGGUGGAGAAACACAACAUAGAGACGAAGGUGGAGAAAGUCCAGGACUGCCAAGAGCUGGAGAUCAGUGGCACCCUGACAUCUGAGCUGACAGAGAGGAUUAUCUUCGAAGCCAAACCAUUUAAAUAA